Cyclopterus lumpus (lumpfish) is the source of this 2751-nucleotide messenger RNA. RefSeq names its product 5'-AMP-activated protein kinase subunit beta-2-like. Gene Ontology annotation, biological process: signal transduction. NCBI's taxonomy places the organism in Eukaryota, Metazoa, Chordata, Actinopteri, Perciformes, Cyclopteridae. The transcript is spliced from 8 exons. Gene Ontology annotation, cellular component: cytoplasm; nucleus; nucleotide-activated protein kinase complex. The record is from RefSeq and is a predicted model, not a curated record. Gene Ontology annotation, molecular function: protein kinase binding. Bases 425 to 1267 code for a protein of 280 amino acids.
UUGUCUUUUCGAAUGUUGCAAUAACCGCGCGCGACGCUCGUCGUGAGAAGGUGACAGCUAGCGGCUAGCAGCUAGCAGCUAGCCGACCGGAAGCUAAACAUUCUCGCAGCUGAACUAACCUAGCUAGCUACCAGAAGGAAAACUUUGGUCGGUCACAACGAGCCAGCUACGCGUGUUUACUGCUCUCACGUAAUGGCGACAGUGUCUCCCGAAUUUAAUUUGGGGAGUUAAAACGUGUUGCUCGUUAGGUAACGCUAGCUAGUGGGCGUCAACGGACGUUCGCGUGACCUGGUUCCCGUCCGGUGGCCCGGGUUCACAGUUAACGUUACUUGGUUGUAUCUGGAGCCGUCUAGCCGGUAAGCCUGAGCCUCCAGCCCUGGGAUUAUGGUGCAACCAGCCUGCGGCUCAUUAUGUUUGUCAUCCAAUGCGUCUCAAGAAGCAGCACCGUAAACAGCCAGGCAUCAUGGGCAACACUAGUGACAGAGUGUCUGGAGAUCGGCAUGGAGCCAAGGCCCACCGCUCAGACAGCAGCGGCAGCAGCCACAAAGACCAAGAACCCAGCAGCAAGAUGGUUGACAGCACAGACGACCCCAACAUCUUCAACACCCAUGGGACAGAGUCGAAGGCGUUAGGAGAGAAAGAAUCAGAUCUGGGUGACCAGGUGAAAACUGGUCCUCAGGCUCGACCCACAGUCAUCCGCUGGGCUGGAGGGGGAAAGGAGGUCUUCAUAGCUGGUUCCUUUAAUAACUGGAGCACAAAGAUACCACUAAAUAAGAGCCAUAAUGACUUUGUAGCGAUCCUGGACCUGCCAGAGGGAGAGCACCAGUACAAGUUUUUUGUAGACGGACAGUGGGUCCAUGAUUCCUCAGAGACGGUUGUGACCAGUCAACUCGGCACCAUCAACAACCUGAUCCAGGUGAAGAAGUCUGACUUUGAGGUGUUUGACGCCUUGCAUGUUGACUCUCUGGAGAGCUCGGACACAUCAGAUCUGUCUAGCUCCCCUCCAGGUCCAUAUGGACAGGAGCAGUACAGCUUCAGGCCUGAUGAGCAUUUCAAAGCACCACCUAUACUCCCUCCUCACCUCCUCCAAGUCAUACUCAACAAGGACACCAAUAUAUCUUGUGACCCUGCCCUGCUGCCCGAACCCAACCACGUAAUGUUAAACCACCUGUACGCCCUCUCAAUUAAGGAUGGAGUAAUGGUGCUGAGCGCUACUCACCGAUACAAGAAGAAAUAUGUCACCUCCCUGCUUUAUAAGCCUAUCUAAACCACAACUUGGCAGCUCAACAAAGGGCUCUGAACAAAAGUAGCAGAGUGCUGGAGAGAGAGGAAAACCAUACUGUGGCUUUUUACCUGUGACAUCUACAGAUAGAUAAGAGACUGACUACAUAACUGUGUGUAUUUGAGUGUUUCCUGCAUGUUGGUGUGUAUAACGAGGAAAAGGUUGAUCUUUUAAGGAUACGUUUCUGUUAUGGUCAUUUUAAGGAUGUUCUCCUAAAGUGAGGGGUUUUGAGUGUUCUUUGUGUGGAUCAACAGUUUGAUUUUUAAAGUGUUGUGUCAUCGUAUUCUCGGUGAACUGAUUUGAAUUACGUUUUGAACUAAAUGACCUGCCAGUAUUUAUGGCAAGUGCAUGUCGAACAACAGAAUUGUCUAGAUGCUGAAGAGAGCAGCCGACUUGGCAUUGGUUGAACAUGAAGUGCAAUAACGUGCUGUAAAGAGAACUUAACUCAACAUAGACUCACAAACAUGAUGAGGGGGCGGCGAACAACAUCAUAUUUGUCAGUAUGUAUUACAUAUAAUAUUUAAUUUCUCACAGUUCAGCUAUCAUGGAAUUUAUUCCAUGAACUAAACUAUCAUUAUUGGUCACUGUAGAUGGACUAACUGCCUGUUUCAACAGGAAAAGCCCACUUUCCAGAUGGGAAUAGAGGUCAAAGGUCAAUGUUGCCUUUAUCUUGACAUUUUGCGAGCACUUUACCAUCCUGAGAGCAGGAGUGUUGAUAUUUUAAGCUUUUAACUACACAGUAGGCAACUCUUACUGCACUGUAGUUUCUCUGGAUUGUAGAACCCAAUUUGUACUUCUCCUUUUUUAGAUAUAAUGACCUUGCAGUGCUUUUUGUGUGAAUCUGGAUUAUCAAAUAGGAAUGUACUGCAUGUAUCUGUUCCACGUGCAGUCAUACGCAGUGGCGUGUACAGCUAAAUCAGUUUGAAUUUGCUGCUUUGCAUGCAUUGAAUAUCCGCAACUUGUGAGUAUACGACACAUUCACCGAGUUUGGUGCACUUUGGAAGCAGAUCGACCAAAUUCAGAUGGAUUUACAGGCCUGUGAGGAGAGAUAGUUGCCAUGAAUUUAAAAGUUGUACAAUAUUUGCUGACUUGUGUUCUUUAUAGCCAUUAAGAUAUUUUGCAUUUUCAAGGUAUGUAAUUUGAAUUUGUGUCAAGUGCUGUUUAAUAAUCCGCAGCUACAAUAUGCAUCAUGUUGACACAGACUAAUAAAAGGGGCUUUCAUAACUCCUGUUGGUAUUGAACUAGAUGCUCUGAAUGUUGUGAAUACUGAGCCAAACCAUGAAGUUUUGUCCAAAGAGUUCUUAAGGCUGAUAUGAAAAGAUAUUUAGGACAAGUGCCAAGGCGGCGUGGUGUUUUAAGGCUAAAACCCAAAACUUUACAACCGUUUCAUGAAUGUUUUACAAUGCUUUGCAGAACCAGUGUGGGGAUUUUACUUCUUUCCAAAUAAAGAGUGGACACCCUGGUCCUAA